Molecule: messenger RNA, 2640 nt
Organism: Arthroderma uncinatum
Lineage: Eukaryota; Fungi; Ascomycota; Eurotiomycetes; Onygenales; Arthrodermataceae
Product: pentatricopeptide repeat protein
Exons: 1
Coding region: 1-2640 (879 amino acids)
Molecular function (GO): protein binding
Source: RefSeq, a predicted model, not a curated record
AUGCGCCGGUUGACUCUACAGGGAGCUCGGUGGCAUCAGCAUGGCUUGCACAAAACAUGCCUCCCUCGUCGCUCUCCAUCGUUCGCCGUCCUCCCUCGACCGUUCUCUACCACGCCAAAGCUAUAUUCCGGCGACGGAAACCAGAAAAUAAUUGUUCGCAACAUCGAACAGUCGAUUACCAAUAGCAAAGAUAAUUUUGAGGUGGACUUGGAGUCGAUAGAGCGAGCGGAGCAGAAUAAAGUGAAGGAACGGAUAAAAAAGCUAGAGGAUGAGUUGAAGUUGGUCAAGGAUGGAUUUUUCGCCCCGGAUAGCGAGUUUAUGAGAAGUCUGUCCGAAGAGGAUAGGAAAAGGGCAUUGGAAGCUGUCAGGAAAUAUGCAGCCGAACAUAACUGGAAACAAGAGGAUGAGAGGGAUGAGAUUAUGCAAAAAAAGCUAGACGCAGAGCUUGACCAGGUUCUGCAAAUGGAAUUGGACAAGCUGGAAGCAGAGGAGGAAGAACUAUGGAACCCGAGCAAGGGUUUGUCGGGUUUAGAAGAGCCUCAGGAGGCUGAGGAGGCGCCUGAAGCUCCUGAAGCUGUCGAGCCGGAAAAAGAACCCUACGAGGUCGAACUAAAGGUCCCAGAAAGUCACCACGCCUACGUUAUGAGAUUUAACAAGGCCUUGAAGACUUUGGCAGGCACCCCGACUCUUGCAGAAAAGCAAUAUGCUUGGAAAUCCUAUCGCCGAUGUAAAGAAGCUCUACCCUUUUUCCUCGACAUCGCCCCAGAGGAGUCAAUAGCCAUGCUAUGGGAAUCCCAGCGUCCUAUCUCAGAGCCGUCCGAGAAGAUACCCCCACGACACCUUGCAAUUUUGGCCGAAGAUAUACUUGCAACCGGGCGCAUUUUAGAGGCGGGCCAAUGGGUUGAUUAUAUAGAUGCGCUGCGCCGGGACGGACUCGAGGAAAAGGCCCUCACGUUGUGGAGAGAACGUGAACCGGACCUGAGCCAAUACACUGCGGACGAGAAGAAACAAUACUGGAACCUAGGUGUGCGGUUGUUUGUAGCCAAUUCUAAGCCGAAGAACGCCCAAGAUGCCGCAAUCAUAUAUCUUUCCCUGGAUCCUUCUCACAAUGCUCGAAUACUUAUCCCAGUUAUCAACUGCUGGGCUGAGGGCGAUGGUCUCGAAAAUGAUGCCCGAGCAUGGACGCUAUAUCUACAUCUUAAAACAACUUUGGGGGCCGAUAUCACAAUGGCUGACUAUGACGAAGUUAGCGUCGGCUUGCUCAAAUCCGGCAAAAUCAAUCUAGCCCUUGCUGUUUUUAAAGACAUGAUGUUAACGGGUCAGAAUUCUCCUGCCGAGUCGGAUGCUCUUUAUAAGGCUUCCCUGGGGCUUGUCGGGAAGCUUCAUUCCGAUAGCAUUAACGAAGCGGAUGUGAACAAAGUGUCCCUUGCGUCGCUAACAAUCCUACCUCGGAAAUUCCAAAACAAAUUCUUUUACGCCAGUUGGAUAAAAAAGCUGAUCGGCAUGCGUGAAGUUGAUGCAGCAGCGAAGGUGGUUGAGUUGAUGUAUGAGAGGGGAGUUCAGCCAGACGCAAAACAUCUUAAUGGUCUCGUAGGAGCGUGGCUUCGCGAAGGGAGCAGCGCUGCGAGACAAAAGGCAGAAGGACUCGGGUGGUCAAUGAUUCAAAAACGAGUCGAUCGUGUUUGGGGCAACCAACCCGGAAGCCCCUCUCUCCAGGACGCCCAGCCCGAGGGCCCUAUCCCAGCAUAUAUGGAACGGAUUGUUCCUGCUGGAAAUAUAGAGACGUUUUCGAUCCUCCUUCUCCAUUAUACCCGACGAGAUAAUGACGCCAUGAUUAAUUACCUAGUGGAAUGUCUCGACAAAGCUCAGUUACGACCCAAUACGUUUUUCGCGAAUCAUCUUCUUUAUAGAGAGCUACGGAAACAGAACAUUGCCGGAGUUUGGUCAGGAUACAAGAAUACGAUGUCUACCAUUAGACCGGAUCUCGAAACAUUCGCCUGCCUUUGGGAUUGUGGGAAAAUCCAGUACGACAGAACACGCUCAAACUUCAAUGCACAAUUCCCUUCUGCCCGUGCGCUCUACUCAGAGAUGGACCGCUGGUAUUCAAACCUACCCUCACAUCUCCAAAAAGACACACAGGAUGCAUUCUCAAAAGAUCUCUAUGAUCAUAUCAUAAGAUGUUUCUGUCUUUCACUCGACCCCCAGGGAACUCUAGUCGCUUUACGAGCAUUAAAGAAGACAUUCGGGUUUUUCCCAGAUGCAGAUACUGCUAGGAUCCUCGUUUUUCUAGUAGUACGCUUGAUUCCUAUUGGCGACGAAGCAACGCUACCUAAACGACGUCAUAGACGAAUCGCUUCCACUCCCCGCGCGAAAGAAAAUCUGCAAUAUGUCAGCAAACUACUUCACAGGUUGCGUGAACAGAAGACUCUACAAGCCGCCAAGGAGGGGAUAUAUCUUGAUGAUAUGGACCAAGAAUUCCACAUGGAGUUUGAGGUAGACCUUUUGUGUGACCUUCUGCGAGUUGUUUUACGAAGCAUGCCGAGGAAUCCAGCCAAAAUCGAAGCUGGCAUACAAACCGCGGCUAAUGAGAUGGGUGUAGGCGACCUUUAUCUCGGCGAACCACCUUCCUACGAUGUAUAA